AUCCUAGGGCUGGAUCCUGGUACCAGAUCCCAUCCCAAGACCAUGUCCCCACCCUGGGGCUGGAUCCCGGUGCCAUAUCCCCAUCCUGCACCCCUUCUCUCUCCGGCUGUUCCCUGAUCCAGGUCCCCAUCCCACAGGACAGCUGCUGGGGGCCAUGUCCUCGCUGCUGUCCCUGCAGGAGGAGAACCGUGUCCUGCAGCAGGAGCUGUCCCGUGUGGAGGACCUGCUGGCCCAGAGCCGGGCCGAGCGCGAUGAGUUGGCCAUCAAGUACAACACCAUCAGCCAGCGGCUGGAGCAAAGCCUGCGGCAGGAGACGGGCGAGCGGGAACCCGAGGAGAGCAGGAGCCUGGCCCAGCACAACAUCGAGCUGCGGCGGCUGCUGGAGGAGGAACAAGCCGCCUACAAGCGGAAGCUACAGGCCUACCAGGAGGGGCAGCAACGCCAGGCCCAGCUGGUGCAGAAGCUCCAAGCCAAGGUGUUGCAGUACAAGAAGAAAUGCGGCGAAGCGGAGCAGCAGCUGCUGGAGAAGGCGACGGAGCUGGAGCAGGAGAGGCUGACGAGCCAGCUGGAUGUGAGCGGCUCGCCGCCGGAGGAGGAGAGCAGCAACGAGCUGGAGAACGCCUUGAUCCGGCUGGAAGAGGAGCAGCAGAGGAGCAGCAGCCUGGUCCAGGUGAAUUCCCUGCUGCGGGAGCAGCUGGAACAAGCCAACGUGGCCAACGCGGCGCUGAGCGAGGACAUCCGGAAGCUGACGGCAGAUUGGGCCCGGGCCCGGGAUGAGCUGGAGCAGCGGGAGGCAGAGUGGAGACAUGAGGAGGAGUCCUUCAACACCUACUUCAGCAAUGAGCACAGCCGGCUCCUGACCCUCUGGAGACAGGUGGUGGCCUUCAGGAGGCACUUUGGGGAGAUGAAAGCCACCACUGAGAGGGAGCUGUUGGAGCUGGUCCAGGAGGCCUCCCGGACAGGCCGUGCUGCCCACGCUGCCUGCCUGCACUUGGCCUCCAACCUGCGGCUGCGGGAGAACCAGGCUGGGCUGGAGCGGGAGCGGCUGGAGCUGCGGCGGGAACAGCUGGAGCAGCAGCUGGAGACACGGGAGCGGGAGAGGACGGACUUGGGUGCCAAGCUGGAGGAGGUGACGGUGGCCCUGGAGCGGCUGCGGGAGGAGCACGGGGAGAAGGAGCGGGAAGUGCGGGAAGUGCGGGGGCGGCUGCAGGAGGUGGAGCUCUCCCGUGCCCGGGACCCGUCGCCAGCCGAGGUGGAGGCCUUGCGCUGCGAGCUGGAGCUGCUCCGGCAGGCGCUGCAGGAGGUCACGCAGGCUGUGCUGUCGGAGGACCCCGAGCAGCCCCCAUCACCCCCGCCCCGUCCCCCCGCCUCGCCCGCUGCCGCCAUCACGGCCGUGCAGGCCGCCCUGCAGCGCCGCCACCUCCAGCUGAAGGAGGCCCGGGGCCAGGCGCACGCCCUGCGGCAGGAGCUGGGGGCUCGGGAGCGGCGGCUGGAGGAGCUGGGGGCCGAGGCCGGGAGCUGCCGGCGGGAGCGGGACCAGGCGCAGGCGCAGCUGGGGCAGCUGCAGGAGCAGGCGCAGGAGCUGCAGAGGGUGCAGCAGCAGCUGGACACGCUGCAGCAGGAGCGGGUGCAGCUCCAGGGCCGCCUGGAGGGGCUGGAGGAGGCGCAUGCUCGUGCUGCCCAGCAGGUGCAGGACACCCGCCAGCAGCUGGAGCACAGCCAGCAGCAGGUGGAGGAGCUGGAGCUGCAGCGCGCGGAGGCGCAGCGGGAGCUGCUGGAGGCGCGGGAGGCGCUGAGCCGGGCGGCGCUGGAGGCCGAGGUGGCGCGGGGCGAGCGGGAGGCACUGGCUGAGGCGCUGGGCAAGGCCCAGGACAGCUGCGGGGAGCUGGCAGCAGCCGGGCGGGCAGCGGCGGCCGAGCAGGCGCGGCUGCGGGACAGCCUGGGCAGGACCAGCGAGCUGGCGGGGGGGCUGGCGCGGGAGCGCACGGAGCUGAACCGCUGCCUGGCCCGGCUGGAGCGGGAGCGGGAGAGCGCGCGGCUGCGGGAGCGGGAGCUGGGCCGGGAGCUGCGGCUGCUGCGGGGGCGGCUGGAGCUGCGGCAACGGGCCGGGGUGGCCGAGCGCCAGGGCCUAGAGCGGGCCCGCAAGGCGGCCGAGGAGGGGGCCCGGGGGCUGCGGGGCCAGCUCAGGACCCUGCGUGGCCACCACCUGCGUCUGCGCCAGCACCUGGGCCAGGCGGUGCAGGAGCAGAGCGCGGCGGGCGAGGCGCUGGCGCAGGCACGGGGGGAGCAGGAGCGGCUGCGGGAGGAGCUGCAGCAGCUGGGCCGGGCCCGCCAGGCACUGGCCAAGGAGGGGGCCAGCCUGGCUGUCCAGUUGGCCACCGCCCAGCGCCACAGCCAGGAGCAGGCCCAGGAGCUGGCCGCCCUCAGGUUGGAGAAGGAGGGGCUGGAGAGCAGCAUCUUCCAGCUGCAGCAGCAACUGGCCCAGCUUGACACCCGCAACCAGCAGCUGGAGGCUGAGGGACGGACCCUGGUCCAGGCCAAGGAGACACUGGAGGGGGAGCUGCGCGCGGCGCGGCAGGAGCGGGCGCAGGAGCUGGAUGCGCGGCAGCAGGCGGUGGCAGCGGCCGAGGCGGCGGUGACAGCGGCGCUGCAGGGUGCCCGGGACACGCACCGCGGGGAACUGCGGCUGCUGCUGCGCCAGAAGGAGGAGCUGGAAGCUGAGCGGGACCGGCUGGCACAGGAGCAGCAGGAGUUGGUGGCUGAGCUGGAAGCCACGCGGCGGCAGCACGAGAACGAGAAGCAGCAGGCACUGGUGCUGCAGGAGGAGGAGCGGGCGGCGCUGGUGGAGACGCUGGGGGGGCUGCAGCAGAGCCUGGCUGAGGCCACAGCUGAGCUCGAGCAGCAGCGGCGAGAGGCCACCGGCCACCAGGAGAAGGAGCAGACCCUGUCAGCAGAGCUGCGCAGCCUGCGGGCACAGGCGGAGGAGGCAGCAACAGCCCAUGAGCGGGAGGCCAAGACUCUCCGGGAACAGGCGGCAGCAGCGGCCAAGCAGCGGGACAGUGCCCUGCGGGAGGCGGAGGAGGCGCGGGCGCAGCUGCAGCUGGUGGCGGAGGCGCGGGCGGCCGGGAGGCGGGAGCUGCUGGAAGCGCAGCGGGAAGCCCGGGAGAACCAGGAGCUGCGGGAAGUGCAGCGGAGGCAGGUGCAGGAGGCCCGGAGGGCUCUGGGAGAUGAGGCCAGGGAGAAGGAGACCCUGAGGCGCUCCAACGAGGAGCUGCGGGCGGCGCUGCGCCGCGCCGAGGGAGAGAGGAUCAGCCUGAAGCGCAGCAGCGAGGAGCAGGAGCAGCGGCUGGUGCUGCUGCAGGACGGGCGGGCGGCUGCGGAGCGGGAGGUGCUGGAGCUGCGGGUCAAGCUGCGGGAACUGGAGCGCGCCCGCCUGGACGCCCGCAGGCAGCUGCAGGAGCUGCGCCGGCAGGUGAAGGACCUCGACAGCGAGAACAGCAAGAGGAGCAGGGAGGUGGGUGAGCUGCAGGCGCGCGUGGCCCUGGAGGAGCAGCGGGAGGAGGAGAGUCGCCGCGAAGCCUUCGGCCUCAGGCAGAAGGUGGUGGAGAGCGAGGCUGGCACCGAGGCUGCCAGGAAGGAGCUCCAGGACCUGCAGCGGCGCCUGGCGGAGGCGGAGGAGGAGUUCCGGCAGCGGGAGCAGGACCUGUCCCGCAGCCUGGAGGAGGCUCGUGGGCACGAGAAGAAGCUCUUGGCCGACACCCGCAACCUGCAGCUGAAGGUGGAGGCGGCGCGGGGGGAGGCGGCCGAGCUGAGCCUGCGCCUGAGCGCGGCCGAGGGCCGGGCCCUGGGGCUGGAAGCCGAGCUGGCCCGCGGGGAGGAGCUGCGCCGCGCCGCCGAGACCCGCCUGGGGGGCAUCCAGUCCGCCCUGCGCCGCACCAUGGGCAUCGGCCGGGCACCCGGCUCCCUGGGAAAGGGCAAGGGACCAGAGGGGUCAGGGAACCCCAGCUCAUCCCUGGACCCGGACGCGGAACCGGAGGCGGUUCGGGCAGCCCUGCGGGAAUUCCUGCGUGAGCUGCAGGACACACAACGGGAACGGGAGGAGCUGAAGGUGCAGGUGGGCACCCUGGGCCGGCAGCUGGCGGAGGCAGAGGAGGAGCGAGACAGCGCCAGUGCCCGGGCACAGCAGCUCCAGAAGCUGGUGGCUGAGAGUGAGGAAGGGCGCGGGGAGCCCGGCAGUGCCCGCGCGGCGCGGCUGCUGCAGGAGGAGUCGCUGCGCCGGGGCGAGCGGGAGCGCCGGGCGCUGCGGGAGAAGGUGGCGGCGCUGGAGCGGGACCUGCAGCUCGCUGAGGAGCAUCCUGUCCCUGUCCUCAUCCCUCACCACUCUUUACUGGCUCUCCAGUGCCUUCCAGGAGCAUCCUGGCACCAUCCCCACCACUCCAUGCCAGCUCAUUCCCAUCCCUCUCUGCUCCAUGCCAGCUCUCUGCUGCCUUCCGGGAGCAUCCUUCCCUCAUCCCCAUCCCUGCCCACUCCAUGCUGGCUCUCCCAUCAUUUCCAGGAUCAUCUUGAUCCCAUUCCCAUCCCUACCUGCUCCAUGCCAGCUCUCUGCUGCCUUCCAGGAGCAUCCUUCCCUCAUCCCCAUCCCCGAUUGCUCCCUACCAGCUCUCCCAUGCCUUGCAGGAGAAGCUGGGUGCCACCCGGGCUGGCGAGGCCCAGCUGGAGGACACGAGGCAGCGCCUGGGGGGCAGCGCUGAGCCGGAGCCGGCGGCUGGAGCUGCAGCAGCGGGUGCUGCAGGGGGAGCUGCAGCGCGUCCGCCGGGCCCUGGCGGAGCGGCAGGAGGAGGCGCGGGCAGCGCAGGAGCGGCAGGAGCUGCUGCAGAAACAGCUGGCAGAGAGCGAGCAGCGCGCCGGCGCCUUGCAGCUGGCCACGGAGAGGCUGAGCACAGCCUUGGCAGAGAGCAGCUCCAAGACCCACGUCCCCAAUGAUGUCCCCAGUGAUGUCCCCAGCACCACGGUGACACCAGCAGAUGCCACCAGGGUCCACCAGCAGCUGCUGCAGCUCCAAAGCCUCCUGACCGCCGGCGAGCUCGACCGCCGGGCACUGCAGGAGGGGCUGGAGGUGGCCCGGCGGGCGCUGGCGGAGGCGCGGGAGGAGAAGGGGGCGCUGCGGGAGCAGCUGCGGGGGCUGCGGGAGGAGCAGGAGGCCCAGCAGCGCGGGCGGGAGCAGCUGGAGCUGCAGCUGCGGCAGCUGCAGGAGGCGCAGCGGCAGGAGCUGGGGGGGCUGCAGGAGCGGGUGGGGACCCUGCAACGCGCCCUGAGCCGCGCCCAGGCCGACAGGAGGGAGGCCGAGCGCCUGGCCCUGCGCCUGGAGAAGGACAAGGGUGCCCUCAAGAAGACCCUGGAGAAGGUGGAGCGGGAGAAGCUGCAGGGGCAGGAGGACUGGCUGAGGCUGCAGGUGGAGAAGACGCGGCUGGAUCGUUCCCUGGGGACGGCGCGGAGGGACCUGGCGCAGGCUCAGCACCGAGUGCAGCUGCUGCAGGCUCAGGUGUCAGUGCUGGAGCAGCGUCCCAGGGCCCCCCCGGGGCUGGCUGGCCCCCCCGGCGGCCUGGAGGAGGAGGUCGCGCUGCUGAAGGGGCCGGAUCUGCCCCCUCUCCCCUCCAGCAUUUAGUACCCGCAGAGACCGGUACAACUCAAGGCACGGGUGAGGGGGCUGCCAGGCACAGCCCCCCCACCCCCUCUUAAAACCCACUCCGGGGGUUUCUCUCAUCAUUCCCUUUCCCCAAAGCAAAACCCCCUGCACUUUAAACAUUCCCCCCCACCGGAGACCCCCCCACUUGGGAAUUUUUGAUACAGUUUUGGGGCAUGGUGGGUUCAUUUCUCCUUAUUUUUCUAUUGCAAUUUUUAACAGAUUGAAAAUCCAGGUUUUUUAACCCCCCCCCUCCCAAAAAAAAAAAAAUAAAUAAAAGCCCCAUCGUGGCAACAACCAAACCACCUGAUUUAUUCCCCACCCCCCCAAUACAUGAUGCUCCUCCUGCCCUUUCCAGCCCCAACUCUCAGCAGGUCCUAAUUUUCCCCCUUUUUUCUAACAAAACCCCCAAAACCUUCUCUAAGUUUGGUGCUUUUUGGACAAAAAGUGGGAUUUUUUUAUAUCACUAUUUGUGGAGCUUGAGAGGUUUUUUUACUGGUGCUACUGGGCCAGCCCCCUGAUAAAAUGGGGGUGUUGAGGUGGUGUGGCCCCCACCCAACUAGUACAUGUGGAUAAACCCAAACUGGUACCAGUCGGGGUUGGUGUGGGUUUUUUUGGGGGAAGGUAAAAUUUUGGGGCUGCUCAAACUGGGGUGCAGGAUUGAUUCCAGUCCCUAAAUGAUGAUAAAUAAUAACAAUGAAUAAUAAAUUAUAACCAAGAAUAAUGAAGAAGAAUAAAAACAAUUAAUUAAUCCUUUUACUAAUAUAUUAUUGUUAUUUCUUACCACCCCCAGUUGGGACGAGAGGUGCAAGGGUGUCAUUUUGGGGUGCUGCUGAUCCCCCUUUUUUCCUUGUUUUAAUCCUUUUUUUGGGCUUUAAACCCCAAGGGCUGGAUGAACCCCAAGGGCUGGAUCAAUCCCUCCUGUUCCUAAGGCCCUGAGCACAGGGAUGGGAUGGUUGGGAUGGGAUGGGAUGAUGGAAACAUCUCAACACUUGAACACCCCAAGACUCUUUUCUAGGAGAUCCAGACACUCCCCAAGGGUGAAACUCCAAAGGAUGGGAGAAAAAUCCCUCCCAACAAUGAGGCACCAGGGGUUUUAUUCAUGGGAAACCUGGAAAACUGGACACUGGGCUAGAGAAUAAAGUGUUGGAGAAUAAACUGCUAGAGUCAUGGAUGCAUGGAAUGGUUUGGAAGGGACCUUAAACAUCACUUAGUUCCAACCCCCUGCAUGGGCAGGGACACCUCCCACCAGCCCAGGCUGCUCCAAGCCCCAUCCAACCUGCCCUUCAACACUGCCAGGGAUGGGGCAGCCACAGCUUCCCUGGGCAACCUGGGCCAGGGUCUCCCCACCCUCACAGUGAAAAUGAAGUGAGAAACCACCCCCCAAAAAUGAGACA
Molecule: messenger RNA, 7080 nt
Organism: Apus apus (common swift)
Lineage: Eukaryota; Metazoa; Chordata; Aves; Apodiformes; Apodidae
Gene: CROCC
Product: ciliary rootlet coiled-coil, rootletin
Exons: 35
Coding region: 155-5665 (1836 amino acids)
Biological process (GO): centrosome cycle
Source: RefSeq, a predicted model, not a curated record